This is a messenger RNA of Jatropha curcas, 1855 nucleotides long. RefSeq lists its product as uncharacterized. Gene Ontology annotation, cellular component: site of double-strand break; nucleus. The record is from RefSeq and is a predicted model, not a curated record. NCBI's taxonomy places the organism in Eukaryota, Viridiplantae, Streptophyta, Magnoliopsida, Malpighiales, Euphorbiaceae. Gene Ontology annotation, biological process: double-strand break repair.
CUUUUCCCUUUCCCGCCAUCUGGAAAUUUGGACACUGAAAUCUUUUCAGUGCUUGAGAUUUAAAAUUGCGAAAGCACUCUCAUAUCAAAACAAUGGAAAAUUUGAAGAAGAGAUGGAGUGUGACCUACACGAAGCACAUCAAGCAAAAGAGAAAAGUCUAUCAAGACGGUUUCAUAGACCUUCACAGCUCAACCAACAAGGUCAUGCUAUUUGAUGAUUGUGAGAAGCUAUUAGAAUGUAGGAUAUUGAAGGGAGAAGAAGUUGUUAGCUCCGGUGAAACACUGGCGUUUAAUGGUUACCUUGUCGACGUUGGGGAUCCUGAGGGCGAGGUCGAUCAUAAGCCUGUCUCCGGUUUGAAUUUGCGUGAGAGAGAGAGGAAAAUUUCCGAGAGGCCUAGGCCUAGUUUGAUGAAUCGGCACAAGUUUAAAAGUCCAAUUUCUUCUGAUAAGAAGGAUGCUUCAGAGAAGAGCAAAGCAAAGAUGAAUUGUCUAAGCCCGUCCCAAAAAAUUAUCAGAGAGUUCAAAAAGAGUGAACUGCAAAGAUAUGGAGCAUUACGGAGCUUUCCUGAAUCUCCUGAUACAUUAAACUCUGACGUAAAAGAGUGGCAGGUCAUGUACACAACACAAAUGACUCAAAAGGCCAAGAAAUAUCAUGAUGGUUUCUUGAGACUCACAGAUAGUGGUACCUUAGGGAGGCAGAUCAUGCUGUAUGAUGAAAGAAGACAACUCUUAGACAGCAGGUUCCUUAAAAGGGAUGAGAGAAUAAGAUCUCAAGAAUCAAUAGUAUUUGAUGCUCAUUUGGUUGACAUUGGGGAACCUGAAGGAGAAAAUCAAAUUCCUGUGGAUUUGAAUGUUGAAGGAAAAAAUAGAAAUAAAGAAGGGAUAAUGCACAAACAUCAGAAUAGUCUUGAAUCCAACAAUUCUCCAGCAAAAGGUCACGUAGCUUUUGAGUGGCACGCUCUUUACACUAGCCAGAUAACUCAAAAGGCCAAGAAGUACCAUAGUGGCAUCCUUAGGCUCACUUCUUGUGGUUCUUACAGAAAGCAGGUCAGUUUACUAAAUGAAGAUAAAACCAUCAUGAGCAGUAGGUUCCUUAGUUUAUCUGAAGAUGUGAGAAUAGGGAGUGCAUUUGUAAUGUCAAAGUAUCUGGUGGAAGUUGGUGAGCCUUAUAAUCCCAAAGGAACAGUUCAAGGCAAUGCUUGUUUGGGGAAGGAUGCAGAUUCAAGUAAGAUCUACACCGUAGACAGCACCAAAAUAAGCAACAUUGCUUCCACAAACAAAUCUUUACGUGACAUCCAUCAAAUCUUGUCCAUUCUUCAAAAACCUAUAGCUCAGAAGAGUGUUGCUGUGGGUUGUGAUGACAACAAUGUGAAUGCACCCGUUCUCUCCGCUGAGAAGCUUCAAGUUCCAGAUGCAGAGGUAGACUAUACUAGAGUCUGUGAAUUGCCCAGAGUAUCGGUACCAAAUGAUGGUCCCAGUGAAAAUAAUGAUAAUGGGGCAUCAAGUAAAAUCUCGGGUACCGAGAAAUAUACUAAUAUCAGGCAGUCCAAAGCAAUUUCUACUCUUAGUGGUGGUCAAUUCUCUGGUGACGGAGAAGCUGGAAAUUCUGAUCAGGUUAUUGAUCUCAUGUCGAAAAAAUUUGGUGAGAAGCAAGAUUACAUGCUGGAUGUAAGUCAGCUAAGUCAUUUCGUUCUGAAACUGUAUCUUCAGUUGUACUCUAUGACAAGCAGCUUGCCAAUACCAACUAUAAUUGGUAUAACAAGGCUGCAGAAAAAAAAAAGAAUUUUAAAUAGUUUAAUAAGCCCAGUCUAAUGUAUAUAGUUUGAUAUACCAUCCAAAAUGAAUUCUGUUGCUCA